This is a messenger RNA of Galendromus occidentalis (western predatory mite), 1851 nucleotides long. It is a transcript of the gene Notum, whose product is annotated as palmitoleoyl-protein carboxylesterase notum. Gene Ontology annotation, molecular function: hydrolase activity. The record is from RefSeq and is a predicted model, not a curated record. Bases 1 to 1851 code for a protein of 616 amino acids. The transcript has 10 exons. NCBI's taxonomy places the organism in Eukaryota, Metazoa, Arthropoda, Arachnida, Mesostigmata, Phytoseiidae.
AUGGCCGAUAACGAGACUGAGCCGCCUUUCAUCACGUUGCGUCUUCUCGCAGAAAUCUCUCAGCGGCAACGUAACCACCCAACCGCACGAAUGAAAGCAUCUAAAGAAAUUUACUUGGACAAGGAGAGGAGAAUGGCACCGAUGGAGCUUCUCCUGUUAUUCGUGAUGUGUUUUCCCAGUUACUCGAGACAGAGUGGAACAUCUUUCAGUAGUCUGACCGGUAUGGAUAUGGUCAAAAUGCUGGCUACCGCUGUGAAGACGGAGCCGACAUCGACGAUGGCUCCUGCCCCGAGUCAGACGAAGGAAAUGAAACUCAUUUCCCAGCUGAUUCAAGGGAAAAACACGAAAGACAGAAACUCGAACCAAAGACUCAAGAGGGUUCUCCUGCUUAAUUCGACGGCUGUGUGCAAUGACGGAUCCCCUGCAGGGUACUACAUCCGUAGGAAUCCGGCGAGCAAACGUUGGAUAAUUUUUUUGGAAGGCGGCUGGUAUUGCUUCAACGAAAGAACCUGUCUCCUGCGAUGGAGGAACAACGGCCACUUGAUGAGUUCUCGUUGGUGGCGAGAAUCAAGACACGCCGGCGGAAUCCUGUCCUCAGAUUUGGCGGAAAAUCCUCAUCUCUGGAACGCGAAUCAUGUAUACCUUCCCUACUGUUCGAGCGACGGCUGGAGCGGGUCGAAGAUGGCUGGAAAGCCGGGAGAAUUCUCUUUCAUGGGCUCGGUCAUAAUUCAGAGCGUCAUCGAUGAUUUACUCAACUCAAAGGGCCUGAACACCGCUCGGACCAUUUUCUUAUCCGGGAGCUCAGCAGGUGGCGCCGGAGUUUUCCUUAACAUAGAUCGAAUGGCGGACCACCUGCGCGGCCUCGGGCAUCGGGCCAAAAUUCGGGGUAUCGCCGACUCCGGAUGGUUUAUGGACAAUGAACCUUUCGAGAAACAGCAUUUGUGCAGCGAUGUUCACAACUGCGAUGUCGUCACGUCUGUCCGGAGUGGCUUAGAGUAUUGGAAUGGUCAGCUCCCCGAGAGAUGUACGCAAGAUCUGCCGAAGGGAGAUCACUGGACUUGUUACUUCGGAUAUCGCAUAUACCCGACGCUUAGGACUCCGACUUUUGUCGUUCAGUGGUUGGUCGACGAGGCACAGGUCACUAUCGAUAACGUAGGAACUCCAGUAUCGAAAGCCCAGUGGGCAUACAUCCACCGGAACAUCGAGAAACUGAGGCAAUCUCUACAGAACGUGACGGCUCUAUUCGUACCGUCCUGUAUAUCACACACGAUCCUGACCAAGCCGGACUGGGGAAAGAUAAAAAUCCGUAAUCGGAGCUUACCUCAAGCCAUACGUUGCUGGGAAAACCAACCUCACGAGCACAAUCAUCAUGAGCAUCAUCCGGAUCAUCAUCUGCACGAUAAAAUCAAAAAACCAAGACAUUCCCUCGGUCAUUCCAGGAGUGCGAACGCCAACGUCAAGAAAAGGAGGAAAAAUCGUCGUUCUCGAACCGGAAGUCGCAAACGCAUGCUGCGCAGUGAAUCAGUUUACUCGAAAAUGCUCAAAUACUCAACUCAUCCUCCCACGCCAGAAGACGCCCACUUCCAGCAUCGAUGGCGUUUGCAUGAAGAUCUUUGCGAUCAUCGUUUGGUGGACGAAUGCGAUUUCCCUCAUUGCAAUAUGCAGUGCCCGAAGCUGAAAAAUCCCCAGACUGGCGAAGAUAUCGAGCUCACGGAUCUGCUUCGGUCGUUCGGUUUGGACAUGAAUAACGCGGCUGCGAUUCUUGGCAUGAACGUGAGCCAGCUCUACGGGAUGAGUCAGGACGCCCUUCUACAGAUGCUCAACUCCCAGUAUUCGACAUCGAAGACAUGA